Arabis nemorensis is the source of this 1602-nucleotide messenger RNA. The record is from the annotation of a GenBank genome assembly. NCBI's taxonomy places the organism in Eukaryota, Viridiplantae, Streptophyta, Magnoliopsida, Brassicales, Brassicaceae.
AUGGCUUCUAAUGAAGAAGGCUCAAUUGGAACCUCCUUGCAUGGAGUCACAGCAAGAGAACAAGUCUUCUCCUUCUCCGUCGAUGCUUCAUCCCAAACCGACGAUCCCACGGCUAAAUUCGCCCUUCCGGUGGAUUCCGAACACCGGGCCAAAGUGUUCAACCCACUCUCAUUUGCUAAGCCUCACAUGAGAGCCUUCCAUUUAGGAUGGAUCUCGUUCUUCACUUGCUUCAUUUCAACCUUCGCGGCCGCACCUUUAGUUCCCGUCAUCCGCGACAACCUCGACCUCACCAAAACCGACAUUGGAAACGCCGGAGUUGCUUCCGUAUCCGGCGCCAUUUUCUCAAGGCUAGCCAUGGGAGCGGUUUGCGAUCUCCUCGGUGCUAGGUAUGGAACCGCCUUCUCCCUCAUGCUAACUGCCCCAACCGUCUUCACAAUGUCGUUCGUGGCCGACGCGGGCGGAUACUUAGCCGUCCGGUUCAUGAUCGGAUUCUGCCUCGCCACGUUUGUUUCGUGCCAGUAUUGGACCAGUGUCAUGUUCAAUGGCAAGAUCAUAGGACUAGUCAAUGGUUGCGCCGGUGGGUGGGGGGAUAUGGGCGGUGGAGUGACUCAGCUACUUAUGCCGAUGGUCUUCCAAAUCAUUAAACUCGCCGGAGCAACUCCGUUCACGGCAUGGCGCAUAGCUUUCUUCGUUCCCGGUUUUCUCCAAGUUAUUAUGGGCAUUCUUGUCCUCACUCUUGGCCAAGAUCUCCCUGACGGUAACCUAAGUACUCUUCAAAAGAGCGGUCAAGUUUCUAAAGACAAAUUCUCCAAGGUUUUCUGGUUCGCUGUGAAGAACUACAGAACAUGGAUUUUAUUCGUUCUUUAUGGAUCUUCAAUGGGAAUUGAAUUAACUAUCAACAACGUUAUCUCCGGAUAUUUCUACGACAGGUUUAACCUUAAGCUUCAAACAGCUGGUAUUGUAGCAGCCAGCUUCGGAAUGGCAAACUUCUUUGCCCGUCCCUUCGGUGGCUACGCUUCUGAUGUAGCUGCUCGAAUCUUUGGCAUGAGAGGCCGUUUAUGGACCUUGUGGAUCUUUCAAACCGUAGGAGCUCUCUUCUGUAUCUGGCUAGGUCGUGCUAGUUCACUUCCCAUAGCGAUCUUAGCAAUGAUGCUCUUCUCAAUCGGUACACAAGCCGCUUGUGGAGCUCUCUUUGGGGUUGCGCCAUUCGUCUCUCGCCGCUCUCUAGGCCUCAUAUCGGGGCUAACCGGCGCAGGCGGAAACUUCGGGUCCGGUUUAACUCAACUGCUUUUCUUCUCAUCUUCGAGGUUUAGUACAGCGGAAGGACUCUCAUUGAUGGGUGUUAUGGCGGUUGUGUGCACAAUCCCGGUUGCGUUUAUACAUUUUCCGCAAUGGGGAAGCAUGUUUUUGAGACCGUCAAGCGAUGGAGAAAGGUCGAAAGAAGAAUAUUAUUACAGUUCUGAGUGGACAGAGGACGAGAAGCGACAAGGGUUGCACGAAGGAAGCAUCAAGUUUGCUGAGAAUAGUCGGUCUGAGAGAGGCCGGAAAGUAGCUUUGGCUGACAUUCCAAGCCCGGAGACCAGAACUCCGAGUCACGUUUGA